Molecule: messenger RNA, 3316 nt
Organism: Seminavis robusta
Lineage: Eukaryota; Bacillariophyta; Bacillariophyceae; Naviculales; Naviculaceae
Source: the annotation of a GenBank genome assembly
ACGAUGUAUCACGCACUGGAAUGCCAUUGGUAUGACCCGUUCCAAUGCAUGUGAAAGGAACCUCUGGCUUGUUUGCAGUUUGCAAUCCAACGAUCGGGUUCGAAGAGGGAGGGAAGACGGCAUUUGCGUGGAAACCUAGUCUGCAGGGUAACCUAGGAAUCUUCCCAAGUGCAGCGAUGCUCGCAUCAUGGUAAUCGCAAGAACACCAAAGAAAGCGGGCAAGCAUUGAUAAUUCACGUUUUUGACGUUAUACUUCGUGUUGAUGAGGCCAGCCUUUUAAUGCUCAAGAAGCCCCGAGGUCUGAAUUACAAAUUCCUGCCAUGUUAGGGACAAUCAGCGUGCCGGCACAGUAGGUACCCAUUAAGAUUGGGCCACAUAAUUCUUGCAGUUUGUAACAUGUCGUGAUCUGUGAGCUUCUCCAAUGUUCUGGGAGUAAACGAAAAGCUACCGCGCAAGCUCAAUCGAUAUAUUCCAGUUCCCAUCGCAGUCUUGAUUGGCCCAUCGCGGUUUGAUUGGCUCUUUUGGCUGUCUUGGAUUGCGUGUUGCUUCUUCUGGAUUUGUUCGGGAAGCUGUGUGCUCCCGAGCCAAGGCAGUACUGGCACCCAUACCGGUAGCCAACCAUCUUCGUGGAACCGGCCAGUCCUCGUCGUUUGUCGCUCAAGAACAGCGACCUCGUUCGGCCCUUGCGUUUUCGUGACAGUUGCGCUAGUGAUCUUCUCGUUGGUAUCCGAGCCAGUCGUCGUAGAUUCGACGCCACCUCGUUCCAAGUUUCAUCGGCGACUGCUUGCUGCAUUGCGAUGGGCGAUGCUUGUUCCGGGUACGACUGGGCAAUGCAAUGCCAUCGUUUGGAAGCGGUAUCUCAGGCUGCCAAUCUUCUCAGGCGGGGGAGUCCGAACCAAUCGUCCAUUGUGCGAUGCCUCUUUGUCAGCGACUGCCUUCACCUCUCCAUGGUGUAGUUUUUCAUCGUGGCGUUUUAAGUUGUGCUUGGGUAUAUCGUCGAUUUUUCUUUUCGUGAGUAUCCGAGCAGUCGUCGAUUCCGCGAUGCUGCUGAUCGGUGACUGCACCAUGGGCAAUGUUCCGAGGCGCAUUAUCAAUUCAUCAGCGCUGGCGACUAUUUUGGCCAAGAAAAUGCUGUUGGUUGGUACGUUGGUACAUUUACCUUGACAGUUCCAUAAAUGUUUCGGACGUGGAUUUGAUGCUGCUCUCCAUAAUGGUCACCUACAGCUGUUUUUAUUCGCUGUAUUUUUUGAAAGCGACAAAAUGUGAGCGCUAUUUGCCAUUCACUGGAUCUUCGCAAUCCUUCAUGCACUGAAUGAAGGAGUUAUUGGAACAGUCUGGAACAACUCAGACCAAAUGGUUUGGUACCAGUACCUGGUACAUACUACGUGGUAGUAACUGGUACUCUGUACCGGUACAGUCGUACCGGUACCGGUACUGCACAUGUAGACUAAAUUGUAGAAAUUUAAUGGUCUACGUCAAGCGGGAGAUGUCAGCCAAGUGCAAAAAAGAUCUUCGGCAUCAAUGACCCUGCUUCAUGCCAAUCCAAGUUUGAUGACUGACGCAGCCACUGAAGACCACCCUGAAAGGCAUCAAAAGCAUUGACAGAUUCGAUUCUCACUUUUUUUGCUCGAAGAUAAGUUUGUUUGCUUGCUUCAUUAUUUUCCCUCUUCUAUUCUCGGUCUCUUUUAUUUCGUUUCGCCUACUAAUCAAGCCCAAGAUCCAAGAUACCAUCAUGCGUCUUUCCACUGUCACCUUCUUGUUGUUGGGUGCGUCUCUGGUUCUGCCCUCGGCAGUGCAGGGAAGCCUUACUUGUGACGGUACCUCCUCCCUCACCAGCGCUGGAGCCUUGAGCUACUGGAGUCUGUACGAUGAUGCCGACACGCAUCUCCCAGAUCUCCCCAUCGACCGCAAGUGCCGCUUGGCCCCAUUGCCCAGUGCUACUUCCACCGCCACUCGCGUCUUCCGUUGGUACAACUUCCGAGCUCCUGGCAACAGCUCUGUCACCUUUGACAUGGUGGCACAAGACAAAUCCGCCGAUCACGCCGCCCUUGCGAUCUAUGUGGGAGAGAGCUGCGAUUCUCUCGCCUGUGAACAAACCGCCACGGAGGGUACAUCUGGUACUACCACUUGGACGGCCGUGGGAGGCACCGUCUACCGUAUCUUGGCCACCCGCAUCAAGGAGGACGCCGAUGCCUUCACCGGCAGCAUCCAUCGCUUUGAGAUCCAGGGUGCCACUCCCAUGACGGUGUGCGAGUUGGAUUUGGCCAAUCAGCCCAGCUCUAAUCACAAGCGAGAAUGCUCCUGUAAAACCAAUUUCGAUUCCUACAAGAAUGCAUCCAUGGAAUGUGCCGAUAAAUGUGCCAAUUGUCACGAAGAAGAUGAUGGUACUUCCUUCUGUUACUAUCCAAGUGUUGAGCAGUACUACUCGGAUGAUGCCACCAUUGGAGCUACUGGAGGCAAGCUUUGCUUCACGCUCGCCGAUGGAUUCGAUGCCGAUGUGGUUGCCACCACCGUUUGCCGUGACGUCCAAGAGUUGGAGGAAUCCGGAAACAGCGAUUGUACCUUUUCUGUGGAAACUGGUACGGGUGCAGAAAGUACAUGUGCCUUUUGCUCGUACAAUCCUUCUGCUUCGUGUGGCUCGGAAGCUGAUGUCGCUGGUGCAUUUCCCUUUGCCGAUUGUGGAGAUGGCAACAUCUUCAGUCCUUGCGGUAAUGUUGGAUUGACGGGAGUCUAUGCCGACUAUGAAAGAAUUAUCAUGACGGCCGUGGAUGGAGGCGGUGUCGCGGAUGUAGGUGAAUGUCUGGGCGAAGGCAUUGAUGCUGCCGAUGCUCUCACCGCCAUUGAUAUGGAAAUGGACGUCUUCACUGACAAUAUUACUCUUCAAGGUGGUGAAAGGCAGCUGUAUCGUCUUCCCGUCAACAACACCAUCCAUAGGAAUGUCCUUUGUAACUUCUUUGGAGAGACUGGAGACCCUGACUUUCGAAUCCGUUCCAACACUCCCGACGGUUCCACCAAGUGCGCCCGAACCCAAGGAGGAAGUACUCCAGAAGCGCGCCAGGGUGACUGCUCCGUGACGAUCUAUGACGGUGAGACGGUUUUGUACCUCGAGGUGAAUGCCUUCGGUACCAGAACGGUCGAAAAUGUUUGGGUCCACUGCACUCCGUAUGACCAAAACCUCUACAUGGGUGACACCACAACUUUUGACAUCGCAGCCGACCAGACCAAGUGGCUCCGCUUGGAUGUGGAAGGCAGAAAUCAAACAAUUGGAUGCACCCUGGAGGGCGGCGACGGUGAUCCUGAUAUGGCGUUGCAUUUG